AUGGGUGAGCAAGCCAACGCGGAUGAGGGCAUCCACCUCGUGGUCAUCGGCGCCGGCCUGGCAGGCCUGAGCGCGGCGCUGGCGACCAAGCUGGCGAACCCGGCGCACAGGGUGACGGUGCUGGAGGCGGUCAACGAGUUGCAGGAGGUUGGCGCCGGCCUCCAAAUCACCCCGAACGGCACACGCCUCCUCUCCGCCUGGGGCCUGACCCCCGCCCUCGCGCCACUCGCCGCAGUGCCCGAGAGCCUCUCCGUACACCGGUACGACGGCACCAAGCUGCUGGCGCACGAGCCGGCGCUGCAAGCGCAAGUACGCGCGCGCUACGACGGGCACCCCUUCUGGGACCUGCACCGGGUGGACCUGCAGCAGGCGCUGGUGGCGCGGUGCGGGGAGCUGGGGGUGGCGCUGCGGCUGGGGGCGCGGGCGGUGCAGGUCGACUUCGAGGCCGCGCGCGUGCGGCUGCGCGACGGCGCCGCGGUGCAGGGCGACGUGGUGCUGCUCGCCGACGGCCUGUGGAGCGCGAUCCGCCCGCAGUUCGUCGGGCGGGCCUGCCCGCCCGUGUUGACGGGCGAUCUGGCGUACCGGAUCACCCUCCGGGCCGACGAGCUCGAGGGCGAGGACGCCGAGGAGCUGCGCGCGUGGGUGCGCCGCCCGGCCGUGCACUUCUGGAUCGGCCCGCGCGCGCACUGCGUCGGGUACUCGGUGCGCGCGGGCGAGGUGUACAACCUGGUGUUGCUGUGUCCGGAUGACAUGCCGCCCGGGGUGGUGAAGGCGGAGGGGGAUAAGGACGAGAUGCGGGCGCGGUUCGAGGGCUGGGAUCCGCUGCUGACGAGGUUCCUGCGCCAGGUCAAGGGCGUGGUGCAUAAGUGGAAGCUGAUGUGGCUGGACGCGCUGCCCGAUUGGGCCAACGAGAAGGGGACUUUCUUUAUGGCGGGGGACUGCUGCCAUCCGAUGCUGCCGUAUCUGGCGCAAGGGGCGAACUCGAGUCUCGAGGAUGGCGCCGUGCUGGGGUCGCUGCUGGGGCGGGUGCGGAAGUCCGACAUGGCGCGGCAGCUGCCGUGCGUGUCGAAGUUGUAUCAGAAGCUGAGGAUGGAGCGCGGGCGGAAGAUCCAGCUCGAGACCUUCCGGCAGCGGGACGAUUCGCAUCUCGAGGACGGCGAGGCGCAGGAAAAGCGGGAUGCGCUGAUGCUGAGCAUGCUGGGCAAGGAGCUGAAGGGGCCGUUUCCGAGCCGGUGGACCUGCCCGGUGAUCCAGCCGUUCCUGUACGGCUACGAUGCGUAUGCCGAGGCCGAGAAGGCAUAUGAGGAGAACCCGUUUUGA
Messenger RNA from Thermothielavioides terrestris NRRL 8126, 1320 nucleotides. RefSeq lists its product as uncharacterized. The coding region runs from base 1 to 1320 and encodes 439 amino acids. Gene Ontology annotation, biological process: secondary metabolite biosynthetic process. The record is from RefSeq and is a predicted model, not a curated record. Gene Ontology annotation, molecular function: FAD binding; monooxygenase activity. NCBI's taxonomy places the organism in Eukaryota, Fungi, Ascomycota, Sordariomycetes, Sordariales, Chaetomiaceae. The transcript has 2 exons.